AAUCCUCCAGCUAGACAUGCCUGUAGUUUAUAUAACACAAAAAUCCCAAACGUGUCCUUAAACUCUCUCUCUCUCUCUCUUUCUCUCUCCGUGACUCAUGACCUCCACUAUUUCACUGUCUUCUCUGCUCCUUCGAGUACCCAUUUCCCCGCUCAAGUUUCUCUCCUUCACACUUCAACACAGAGAAUAACUAGAAAGUUGGGGUCUUUAGUGGUCAAUAGCAAUGAAAGGAGAACGGAAGAUGAUGAUAAAGUCCAAGAUGAAGUGGGUUGGUUUAGUCGGGCUAUUUCUAUCGGCUUUUUCCCUGUUUGUACAUUUCUUGCUUGCUAGAUUCACCGAGGAAGGCAUUACUGAUUACCAGUCUUCAGUCACGAUCUUUUCUUGGAGACCCGUCUUUGAAAAUCCUGACUUUGCCAAAAACAGUCCUUCGUACAGAAGAUUAUGGGGUCCAGUAAGGCGCCUUGAAUCUUUACAUCCAGAUGCAAAUCCCAGAGGAUAUUAUACUGAUCCCAGAUCAGAAUCAAGUGGGUAUGUCUUUGUUAGGAUACAAGGUGGAUUCCAUGAAAUAAGAAAUUCGAUAUGUGAUGUGGUUGUGAUUUCUCGGCUUCUUAAUGCUACUUUAGUUAUUCCUGAGAUCCAAUCAACCACUAGGAGCAAAGGAAUCAGCUCCCAGUUCAAGAGUUUUGCGUACCUUUAUAAUGAGGAUAACUUCAUGGCAGCUUUAGUGAAAGAUGUUAAAGUUGUGAAAACCCUUCCGCAAAAUCUUAAAGAAGCCAGGAGGCUAAAAAAGAUCCCAUCAUUCAGAGUGCCUAAUUCAGCUUCGCCAUAUUUUUAUUUGCAUCAUGUUCUCCCAGUGCUUAAUAAGCAUGUGGUGGUUGAACUAGUUGUUUCCGAUGGGGGAUGCUUGCAGGCUAUCCUUCCACCCCAACUUGAAGAAUAUCAAAGGCUGAGGUGUAGAGUUGCUUUUCAUGCCUUACGGUUUAGGCAAGAGGUCCAGGAACUAGCAACUAAAAUGUUGCAGAGGUUACGGGCUCCUGGCCAACCAUUUAUAGCCUUUGAUCCUGGUUUGACAAGAGAUGCCUUAGCAUACUAUGGCUGUGCUGAACUAUUCCAGGAUGUGCACAAUGAACUUAUUCAGCACAAACGAGCUUGGAUGAAGAAACGUGGGAUUGUUAAGGGGAAGCUUUCUGUAAAUUCAGCUGAACAACGUCUUAAUGGUUCAUGUCCAUUAAUGCCAGAAGAGGUUGGCAUUCUUCUACGUGCAUAUGGAUAUCCAUGGGACACUAUUUUAUAUGUCUCUGGGGGAGAAGUUUUUGGAGGCCAGCGGACACUGACUCCUCUUCAUGCCAUGUUUGAAAAUAUUGUUGAUAGAACUUCUCUCAGUGCUGCGUGGGAGCUAAAUAGAAUUUAUGGUCGUGAAGUGAACCUUGUUGACACUAAAUUAAGGGCUCCACCUUCUGUAGUGCAAGAAAAAAAGCAUGAAGUAUGGAAAAAUGAAGGCCCACGUCCCCGUCCACUUCCACCCCCUCCAGCUAGGCCUAAAUAUCCAUACAACAUUGAAGGGUGGUGGGGUUGGGUGGCUGAGAGUGAUAACGAGCCUGAGAGUACAGUAAUGGAGUUAAGGACUAAUGCCCAUAAACUAUUAUGGGAAGCAAUUGACUAUUUAAUUUGUGUAGAAGCUGAUGUUUUCAUCCCUGGAUUCGAUCGUGAUGGGAAAGGACGUCCAAAUUUCGCCAGCUUGGUAAUGGGGCAUAGGCUUUAUCAAUCAGCUGCAUCUAAAACAUUCCAGCCAAACAGAAAGGAAGUUGUAAAGCUUUUAGAAGAAAACCAUGAACACCUAUACCAAGCAAAUCAUACCUGGCUGACAUCAACACGCAGCCAUCUUAGAAGAAGUUUAAUUGAUGGAGUAAUAAGAGCAUCCACAGAAUCAAAGCCAUUGUCAUUUCUCUCCCAUCCAGUCCCAGAAUGUUCUUGCUUGAGAUCUGAUCUUACCAAAAGAUCAUUGCAUACUUCAAGCCCUUCUACUUGGGCACCAGUGGAGGCUGCCCUAGGAGUUAUGCAUCACUGCCCUAUGUGGAUGGAUAGUGGGAUAAAAACAAAAUUGAAGGAAAAAGAAAUUGAAGAGGAUCCUGAUGAAGAUAUUUCCUCAUCUUCUGGACUGUUUUUCAGGAAUAGUGGUGGAAAUCAUGAGAGUGGAGGUGGGGAAUUGAUCAAAGAAGAGUCUCAACUAGAUGAUCAAGAAGAACUGGAGGGCGCAGACUGAUAAGAGCCCAUGAGAUGUGCUAGUGGUCUCUUUGAGUGCCUUUGACACCGUCUCCUACCACGCUGUUCUGCAUGGGGUAUUGAUUUUUGCUAACUUGGAGGAAGGAAGGUUGUAAAGAGCAAUUGUCGGCUUCUGUCUUGAUGGGAGAGGGGAAGAACCCGAUGGCUUGAGCUCUUAGGCUCAACUGCAGAUACAUAUGCUCAGGUUGAAGCCCUUUUACAUCUACAUAUACUGUUGCAAGCUACUCAAGCUCCUUUGGGAAAAAAAUCAGCCUUUAUAUUGCAACCGGCAAAUCAAUUUUGAUGUGGAUAGCUUGCUUCUGAUGGAUAAUCCAGAAGCAGACCCAUCUUAGGGAGCUCCUAUAUUCCUAGGCAUGUUAAUGUAAACAUAUUUGAUAAUAGAACAGCACAUAUAUAGAAUCCAUGGCUAUAGCCAUUCCGGUGGCCUUUCUGCUCCUCUGGUCUGGCCUCUCUGUGUAAUAUAUGCGCUCAUGCCAAAUAAUGCUGCUCAUCUAUCUAUUUUUGUCUGGUUUCAGCUUUUAUUA
Molecule: messenger RNA, 2807 nt
Organism: Populus nigra (black poplar)
Lineage: Eukaryota; Viridiplantae; Streptophyta; Magnoliopsida; Malpighiales; Salicaceae
Product: O-fucosyltransferase 27-like
Exons: 10
Coding region: 224-2263 (679 amino acids)
Cellular component (GO): Golgi apparatus; cytoplasm; endosome
Source: RefSeq, a predicted model, not a curated record